AUGGAGAGAGAGGACACCCGCAUUCCAUGGCCAUAUUCCCCCUGCAAUCCUCUCAUUAAAGCCCUCCCAACCCUCACCUGCAUGCACGAGAACGUCAACAAAAAUCCCUCCCGAUUCGAACGUAGAAAAUCCUCCUAUAACCACAGCGCCUCCACCACCAUCCAAGGCGUGCCGGGCGGUCAUACCCUGAUCCGCCACGGCAGCCGAAAAACGCCGUUAACCCAUUCGUCUGCCAUCUCUAUUUUUUCAUUAAAGGAGAUGAAAGAGACAUAUCAUCAAAAGUUAAAAAUGUCGUCGUCCUCUUCUUCCUCUUCACCUUCCUCUUCUUCCGAGUCGGAAAUAGAGGAGCUACGGCGGUUAGAGAAUGCUCCUCCCUUCUGGAAGAAUCCUAAGGCGAAGAGAUUAUCAAAGCAGGUCUCCAUGUUAGAGACACCUCGUGAUAUUGCAUGGGAGAAGCGCCGCCGCCAGAUUUUCAUGCAAGAGCGGAAGAAAAACGACGCUGACGAUUUGACAGACGAGGAUUUGAGCGAGCUAAAAGGAAGCAUAGAGCUUGGAUUUGGGUUCAAUGAAGAACAAGGACAAAAGCUGUGCAACACAUUGCCUGCCCUCGACCUUUAUUUUGCGGUGAACCGCCAGUUUUCGAUGAGCCCUGUACCGAGUCCAAAUAGUACCGAGUCGGCGCCCGCUCUCGGUGGCCGGUCGACGUCGUUUGGGAGCGACUCUGCUGAUUCAUGGAAGAUUUGCAGUCCAGGUGAUGAUCCUCAACAAGUGAAGACAAAGUUGAGGCACUGGGCACAAGCAGUGGCAUGUUCAGUGAGGCAAUCCUUUUGA
Fraxinus pennsylvanica is the source of this 831-nucleotide messenger RNA. The record is from the annotation of a GenBank genome assembly. NCBI's taxonomy places the organism in Eukaryota, Viridiplantae, Streptophyta, Magnoliopsida, Lamiales, Oleaceae.